Rhizoctonia solani is the source of this 546-nucleotide messenger RNA. RefSeq lists its product as uncharacterized. Lineage: Eukaryota; Fungi; Basidiomycota; Agaricomycetes; Cantharellales; Ceratobasidiaceae. The record is from RefSeq and is a predicted model, not a curated record. Bases 1 to 546 code for a protein of 181 amino acids. The transcript has 3 exons.
AUGUUCCAUCUCACUCUCACUCGCCUUUUCGCCAUUUUUCUCGCUGUCGCAGCCUGUGCGACCGUUGUGUUUGCUGCCCCCGUCAGAGCCGAUAACCUCAUGACUCGAGGUGGUGUCUGUACUGAAAAAUGCAGCACUGGGGAAAAAGUCGUCGAAGAGCUGUCCAAGUUACGGUCGGAUGUCAAAACGUUGUUUGAAUCUACUAGGUGCGGUCUUUUGCUAGCUAUUACCAUCUCACCUUCUAAACUCAUCAUGGACGAUCCUCACAGCGGAGGCACAAACCCUGCAGGCAAGAUCGAACACAUUGUCAGUCUUUUCAAGGAGUCUAGCAGUCGCAUUGCCAAUAUGGAUAAAGACCAAACCGGGGAGUUAAACGGCCAGGCCGAAACAAUCAGGAACCUAUUGAGUAACAUCGAAGCUGACGCGUAUGGGUACAUUGGGGAAGCGGUAUCGGGGCCCUUGACUCUCCCCAACCCUCUCGGAGAGGCCCUCGGUAAUGGCAUAAAGGAUCCUUUUAGUGUCCUAAAGGAAUUUUUAAGGGAUUAG